UAGGGAAACACAUACAGAAGCAGAUAUUCCAUCUGCUGGUUCAAUCCCCAAACGACCAUGACAACUGGGGCUAGGCUGGACUGAAGCCAGGAGCCUGGAACUCGAUCUGAUUUCUCAGGUGGAUGACAAGGGCCUAAACACCUGGUUGAAAGUGAAGAGGUCAGGACUGGAAUCUGCACUCACGUGCAGUGCUGGAGUCAGAGACUGUGGCUUAACUCAGCGUACCACAGCACUGGCCUGACAUGCAAAACUGUGUAGCAGCCUAAGCUUGAGAUGACGUGGGUGAUGGUGCACUCUUGCUGAGCUGUAGGUUUUUGGUAAGUAUAUUUUUGGAAGCCUUGGACUUAGGACUUAGGGAAAUGUAGUUUUUAUGAUAUUUAGCUAUUUGUGAAACUAAUGUAAAUAAUUUUUUUACCUAGUUGAGAAAUAAAGUUUGUUGUGUUAAAAAUUAGUUGAAUGAAAAAAAAAUAAGUUGAAUGGUGAUUGGUUGUUGGCAGACAUUUGAUGGCCUUUAUAAGCCUAAGGCAUCUGUGUUUGGAAUCUGCAAGUUCUUAGUCUCUCCAAUUGAGGAUCUCAGGCAGUUAGCUCAGGUCUGGGGCAUACACUUAAAUAUUUAAAGUAACUUUAACUCAUUUUAUGCUAGGAUGUUUUACUUAGCAACUGAUGGGGCCUGGGUUCGAGUCCCACUGCACACGACUCCAGGAGUGCACGUUACUGUUCUGACUCAGUUGUGGAGGAGUUUGUUCCGUAGAUGACUGGCGUUCAGACAGCACCACAAGGCUCUGUACAGUCCUUUGCGGGUUUGGCGAGCAGUGUACAGCAUUUUUUUUCUUUUUUUUGCUUGCGGAUAAUCUGUCUUCCCCUUUACUUGUUUAUGUGCUCAGGUUCUGUGUUCUAUUUGAACAAGUUUCUGUGCCUGAAAUAUUUGAAGUCUUCUGCUGCAAAAGCUGAAGAUCUAGAAUUACUUUCUAGUAAGAAAGUAAAAAAAUAACAGGUGCUAAUAAUUUACAUUGUGGGCCAGACAGUACUUGCUUUCAGUUAUGCAUGUAUUUCUGUUCCUGCUGUUUUGUGUAGCCUAAUUAAAAUGAGGUUGAGGUGAUUGAACAUGGGACAUUAAUAGGGUGAGGAAGUAAUGAGAGUUAAAAUUUGCCGUGGAAAGGAGAGUAGUGUGCAACUCACUGAAUUAAGCUUGCUUCUCCACACCGGCUGUUUCCAAGUUUAAAGGCGGCCCUUGGCAUGAUGUAAUGACAGGUUAAACCUCUGAAAGUGGUAGCUGAUGCAAUGCAAAUCUGAGGCCCACAGGACUUUAUUGGGGCAAGGGUAAUGCUUGUUUAAAAACAAAACAAGCCACUCGAGUUUAAUGAGUGUUUAAGAUGGCUUUCCCAGAGUGGGAUGAGAAUACAAUCCCAGUUUGGAGAUUGAAGAGGAGUUUAAUGUGGCAUAAGCGUCUUUACCAUUCUGAUUGCGGUCUCCCAGAAAGGGGAGUUUUAAAGUAUGCCGCUGACGGGGCUAGAAAUGGAGACAAAAGUUUUAAUUGGAAUUUGGUAGUUCAUGCCUGGCAAAUACUGUAGAUGAUUGAGUGCUCUUACUCUAUAAAAAUGUGAGUUCCCUUGGAAGUGUGAUGCAUGCCAGGAGCUCAUGUCUGGUGGUAGUUUCCCUUCUACCUUGUGUAGCUGUUAGAUUGAAACCAUAAGAAACUGCGGUUUCCACUGUUUUGACACACAGAAACAUGGUUCAACCAAAAAUUUAACUGGUGGCAAGGCUGAGAGUAUGAUGUCUUGGAACUGGGGGCCCCGCACCCGGUAGGAGCUCCCUGGGCUUCUUGCCAGUGUGGGAUGGCCCUGGGCUGGGCCUGGCCGGGCUUGGGGCGGAGCCCCGCCCUGAGCGCCCCGCCCCACUCCAGUGGGUAGGCGGCCGCCGCCCUGGGCGCGGUGAGCCCUUGGCCAGCCUUGGCGCUCUGGCUGGGAGCUGGCUUCUCCAGCUGGAGCCAGAUCCGGGCCCCUGGCAGUCCUCUGCCCCCAGCAUUGGACUCCAGAUGACUAUCCUGAUGCAGUCCCGGUCUUCAUGGCAGGAGCCUAGCCAGUGAAUCUGGAGAAGGCAAACUUGGGAGACAGCCGAAGGCUUAGGGCUCGGCGGGGGACGGCUCAGCCAUGGCUCCCAUUUUUGGAGACGCAGGCGAAUUUGAGCUCUCAAGGGAAGUGUGGUCACCUCCUGGGGCAAAAAGGCUUCAUUUCUCCGCCUCCAGUGUGGUGCUUCUGAGAAGUGAGCAGCUGGAAUGUAUGGAGCCCGGCCUCGGAUGUGGAUUGGAGGGAGUCUCCUGUGUGUUGGAUCAUAAGGGCUUCUGUUAAAUUGUCUUGGCUUCUUGGGGACAAUCAAUGCACUGCCUUGACCUCUCAUGACGGGAAAGCCCACUCUACCUUUUCUGUACUCCUGGAGGGGAGUCUUGCUCACAUGUUUACCAGCUGGUAGGACAAGGAAGAGAAAAGAAAUGAGCCGCCAGACUGCUACAGCACUACCUACUGGUACCUCGAAGUGUCCACCGUCACAGAGGGUGCCAGCGCUGACUGGCACAACUGCAUCCAACAAUGACUUGGCGAGUCUCUUUGAGUGUCCGGUCUGCUUUGACUAUGUGUUGCCACCCAUUCUUCAGUGUCAGAGUGGCCAUCUUGUUUGUAGCAACUGUCGCCCAAAGCUCACAUGUUGUCCCACUUGCCGGGGCCCGCUGGGAUCUAUUCGCAACUUGGCUAUGGAGAAAGUGGCCAACUCAGUACUUUUCCCUUGUAAAUAUGCCUCUUCUGGAUGUGAAAUAACUCUGCCACACACAGAAAAAGCAGACCAUGAAGAGCUCUGUGAGUUUAGGCCUUACUCCUGUCCAUGCCCUGGUGCUUCCUGUAAAUGGCAGGGCUCUUUGGAUGCCGUCAUGCCCCAUCUGAUGCAUCAGCACAAGUCCAUUACAACCCUACAGGGAGAGGAUAUAGUUUUCCUUGCUACAGACAUUAAUCUUCCAGGUGCUGUUGACUGGGUGAUGAUGCAGUCCUGUUUUGGCUUUCACUUCAUGUUAGUCUUGGAGAAACAGGAAAAAUAUGAUGGUCACCAGCAGUUCUUCGCAAUUGUACAGCUGAUAGGAACACGCAAGCAAGCUGAAAAUUUUGCAUAUCGACUUGAGCUAAAUGGUCAUAGGCGGCGAUUGACUUGGGAAGCGACUCCUCGGUCUAUUCAUGAGGGAAUUGCGACAGCCAUUAUGAAUAGUGACUGCCUAGUGUUUGACACCAGCAUCGCACAGCUUUUUGCAGAAAAUGGCAAUUUAGGCAUCAAUGUAACUAUUUCCAUGUGUUGAAAUGGCAAUCAGGCAUUUUUCUGGCCAGUGUUUAAAACCUGCAUUCAGUUUCACAGAGAGCAAGGCAGCCAUAUCUGCCUAUCACCUGAAACUCUUUGGAUAGGUGGAAGCUAGACACAUGAAGGUAAAUAAAAAGAAAGGCUGUUAAAUACAGGAAACAGUUGCAUGUAGUAACACUAAUAUAUUUAAAAAUAAGUCAACAGUAAACCACUGAAAAAAAUAUAUAUAUAUACACCCAACAUGGGCAUCUUUUGUAUUAAGAAAAGCAUUGUAAAAGAAUUCUGAAUUUUGUGUUUGUUGUAGAUUGAUUGUAAUGUUGAAAAACGUUGGGCUUUUUGUUUUGGUGUGUGUGUGUGUGUGUGCGUGUGUGUGUCUGUCUGUCUGUCUCUCCCUAACUGACAAGCCAUCUGAGUGGUCUCAGACCACCGCUUUUCCCCCUUUGUCAGUCAUUACAUAGUGCUGCUGUGUUUCUCUCUGUGUGUGUGUGUGUGUAUGUGUAUUUGCUAAUUUUUAUUAAUUUUAGUUUUUCAUUAAAUAAAUAAACUUUGUUUUCUGUAAUUCAGGUUUUUCUUCACCUUUUUUGGUACCUUUUUAAAGUUAGUGUCUUUGAUAAACAUAAUUGUUCAUGGUGAAGUUUGUGUUACAUACGUAUUUUCUUUUCCCCCAUUAAUCAUUAGUUCAUUGGAAACAGUUUUGCUUUGUGAAGAGAGGAGUUCCAAAAUAGAAAGGUGACAUCAGAAAAAUUAUCAAAAGCAACUGAAGCAACUCUGAGAUGGUUUUUCUCCUUUCACUCUUUUUCUUUGCUUUGAAUCAUACCUUCAAAGUACUCCUUGACAAGUUAGGGAAUAAAUUCUGGUUCAUAUAAAUCAGGCUGGUUUUUGUUUUGUUUUUUUUUUCCCCAAAUGUUGUAGACAAAUCACAUGUUCAAAAUUUGUUCUUGUAUUUAUUGGUUUUGCAAAAGAAAGGCAUCGUCAUACACAGUAUUUGUAAUUAAAAGCAAAUCAUUUGUUUAAAAAGACAGUUUGCAAAAAAAAAUAUGUUUUUGGUCUUUUAUAAUUCUCAUUAAAAGAAUAUCUGGCAAAUCAAAAAAUCUUAAUGUGUCUGCUUCAGCUCUAGAUUGGGAAACCCCAGUUACUCCUGUUCAGCUGUGUGGUAACGUCAU
Ochotona curzoniae (black-lipped pika) is the source of this 4499-nucleotide messenger RNA. RefSeq names its product siah E3 ubiquitin protein ligase 1 (gene SIAH1). Gene Ontology annotation, biological process: multicellular organism development; proteasome-mediated ubiquitin-dependent protein catabolic process. Bases 2396 to 3337 code for a protein of 313 amino acids. Lineage: Eukaryota; Metazoa; Chordata; Mammalia; Lagomorpha; Ochotonidae. The transcript has 2 exons. Gene Ontology annotation, cellular component: cytoplasm. The record is from RefSeq and is a predicted model, not a curated record. Gene Ontology annotation, molecular function: ubiquitin conjugating enzyme binding; ubiquitin protein ligase activity; zinc ion binding.